AUGGAUACCAGCAGCUCCGCCAGUGAAGCUGGCUCAAACCGCUGGAAGUACGAGGUGUUCCUGAGCUUUAGAGGCGAAGACACCCGCAACGCCUUUACAAACCACCUCUUCAUUGCAUUACGCAAUGCCGGAAUUAACACUUUUAUAGAUAACCAGCUCACAAGGGGGAAAACCAUACAGAGUGAACUUGACCAAGAAAUCGAAGGAUCGAGAAUCGCCCUCCUCGUCUUCUCGAAGGGGUACGCGGAGUCCCGGUGGUGCCUGAGGGAGCUGUCGAAAAUCAUGAGGUGCCUAAAAGAACAAGAGGGGAAAAUAGUGUGUCCAAUAUUCUACGACGUUGACCCUUCUCAAGUCAGGAAACAGAAAGUGUGA
Messenger RNA from Malus domestica (apple), 372 nucleotides. Lineage: Eukaryota; Viridiplantae; Streptophyta; Magnoliopsida; Rosales; Rosaceae. The record is from RefSeq and is a predicted model, not a curated record.